UUGGCCUGGCGGUAAACAAUGAGUCUGGGUGAGACGACGAAAGCUGUCUUUCCGUACUUUUUUGGAACUCUGACGGCAAAAUUGAUCCGUUACCUUCAACGGCACCUUUUCUCGACCCGUGCUCGCCAAGAACCAAACCCAUCCGCGCCCGCGGUAAACCCGUGUCCCCAGGCAGGCCUUUCCAACCCGCAAAUCUUUUCCCCGGAUUUAAGGGAUUCAAUGGGGGCCGACCUAACCGUUCUAACGACACAUCUCCCAGUAGUUGCCAGUCUUCGUUGGGUUGCAAAUCUACAACAUUCGCGACAUCCCCUCUCUUGGCAUGCCACAGUUGUGCUAUUUGUUUUUGACAGCGCAACAGUCGCACCUUCUUGGAUGACACGAAAAGGGGGCCAGGCGGCUGUCUGCUUCCUUAUGCGACUUCAAAGGUUGAAGACAUUUGAGAGAGUAGGGACGAUACGUUCUCCCCGGUCCGCGUCGCACACCACUCGCCUCCAGUAUAGCAAAGUCGGUGUGGCCAAGGUUUGAUAUGGCCCGUUUGUGAUGUUUCGUCGGUAAGACCAAAAGCCGAUUCGAAAAGGGUAGUGUUCCAAUUUUAGGGCUUUCUGAGAGAAGCCACGAUGCGUUGUUGAGUGCCCGAGGGGUCGGUGGGUGGGUGGCUGGUGUCGUUUAGAUCGACGUCCAGACCGGCCACUGAAGAUUCCAAUAUGUCACUCUCACUGUGAUCAACAUCCAACGAUGGCUGACGGUCUGAUUUCGAUGCGCGUGGGGCAGGGUAAUUUUCAACAGGCUCAUUUCUCUUGUCUCAGAGCGUAUGCCCCGAGAUUGCUGACCCUUCCCCGAUGGUUGGGUAGACGCAGAGAUUUGCUUAUUUCGUUCGGGAGACCGAGUGCGCUGGUCUAGCGUUAGGAAAAAGGCUCAAGUACAUCAAUCGGGACUGUCUCUAAGCUCUGCCUGCAGGACAGACCCUUGGCAAGCUGAGGAAAGAGGACACCACACCCCCCCCCCCCCCCCGUACCAUCAAAGUUCGAACAGAGGACUUAGUCUUGGCAGUCACCAGCCCCUAGCGCAUGUGGCAGCGUGGGCAGGGUGAAAGCGCACAACGUUGGGCAACCCAAGGGCGGUGUUGGUGGGACGGGACGGAUGUGCCGAUACUGAA
Messenger RNA from Colletotrichum destructivum, 1156 nucleotides. RefSeq lists its product as uncharacterized. Lineage: Eukaryota; Fungi; Ascomycota; Sordariomycetes; Glomerellales; Glomerellaceae. The transcript is spliced from 3 exons. The record is from RefSeq and is a predicted model, not a curated record. The coding region runs from base 19 to 525 and encodes 168 amino acids.